AUGAACGGCACCGCCAACGGCCACGCGGCCAAGGCGCACCUGCCGCUCUCAUACGUCGUCAGCCGCUGCGCCGAGACCCCCGACGGCCUAGCCUUCACAGACGCCCAGCCAUGCCAUCUGCAGCUUCACGGCACCGCCACCGGCCUGCAAAUCGCCGCCACGGCACACGCCGCGGACCCUGAGGCCCCCGACGGCGACGGCGCGGGCCCCGCAGUCGUCUUCCGGUGCGAGGCCAAGCAGCUCAUGCGCGCCGGCCCCACCACGGCGCUCCUGUGCGUCCCCGGGGGGGAGCUGUUCGCCCUGCGCGGCGACGACGCGGCGAGCAUGGACGUCCUGGUCGCUCGGGCGGAGCAGGCGACGAAGGACGCAGCGGGGGCGUCGCCGUUCGAGGCGCGCACGGAGGGCAGUUCUGCGGAGAUGUAUUUCCACUAUUAUGGAAUGCUGAUGCACCAGCAAAACAUGUUGCAAGACUACACACGCACGGGAACGUACUACAGCGCAGUGCUGCAGAACGCGCUGGACUUCUUCGGCUCGGCCGUCAUGGACGUCGGCGCCGGCAGCGGCAUCCUCUCCCUCUUCGCCGCCCAGGCAGGCGCGCGAAAGGUGUACGCCGUGGAGGCCUCCGACAUGGCGUUGUACGCCGAGCGGCUGGCGCGCGCGAACCCGGCGAUCGGCAGCCGCGUCGAGGUCCUGCACUGCAUGGUCGAGGACGCGCGCGUGCCCGAGAAGGUCGACGUGCUCAUUUCAGAGCCCAUGGGAACCCUGUUGCUGAACGAACGAAUGCUGGAGUCUUACAUCGCUGCGCGGGACAAGUUCCUGAAGCCGGGGGGCAGGAUGUUUCCGACUUUUGGGCGCAUCCACGUGGCGCUGUUCCGCGACGAGGUGCUGCACGCGGAGGUGGCGGCAAAGUCGGCCUUCUGGGCCAACGGGUCGUUUUACGGGGUGGACAUCAGUGCGCUGCUGGGGGACGCGACGGAGGCGUACUUCGCGCAGGUAGUCGUGGACGCGUUCUCGCCCGCGGUGCUGUGCUCGGCGACUGCGACGCGCACGAUCGACUUCCGCACCGUCACCGAGGACGAGCUGCACGACGUACACAUCCCACUAGAGGUUACUGCCACGUCCACAGGGCAGUGCCACGGUCUGGCCUGCUGGUUCGACGUGGCGUUUGACGGGACCUCGCAGCAGGUGUGGCUGUCAACGGCGCCCGGGCUGCCAACGACGCACUGGUUCCAGCUGCGAUGCGUACUGCAGCGGCCAAUCGAGGUGCAGGCCGGCACCGUCGUGUUCGGGUCCCUGCGCCUCGUCGCGCACCGCAGGCAGUCAUACGAUAUCCAUGUCAGACUCGUGGGGUGCGACGGGGGGGUGUCCGAGGGGAAGCUGGACCUGAAGGAGCCGUACUACCGGCAGAUGACGCCGCAGGGGUGGGUGGGGGCCGCGGGCGGCGCGGCGGGCGGCCCUGCGGCGGGUGACGGCGGCUGGGGGGAGUUCGCGAACGAAGGGGGGGAGUGA
Pedinophyceae sp. YPF-701 is the source of this 1509-nucleotide messenger RNA. NCBI's taxonomy places the organism in Eukaryota, Viridiplantae, Chlorophyta, Pedinophyceae. The record is from the annotation of a GenBank genome assembly.